AAGGGGGGUCUUUCCAGAGUGGAGAAAGGGAGCGGAGCGGGAACCCCCCUGGUCGGGUCCCCGGGCUUUGUGUGUGCUCCGGAAGUGGUCGGUGUUGUGUACAGAGUGCCCAGACAUUGUAUAUCCCCGGGACUGUGUGCUCCCCUUUCCCGGUCACCGCACCGUACAGCUCCGCUCCUACUGAGCCCGGCCUGGGAUCACAGAUCGCAGUAUCAUCUACACACUGCUUUUAACUUUACCUGCAAAUGGUUGUGAAAUGUUGUUUUUAACAUCCAUGGAUAUGACAAGAACACAUCGCAUUGUGUCACCCAAACACUGAAGAAGAAAUCUUCUGGGGAUUGAUUAUUGGGCUUUAUGGGCUGUUACUAGUACAAGAAGAACAAAGUAGUGCAAUCAUGGAUAAGAAAUCGUUCGAGAUGGUACUGGACGAAGUCCGGAAGGCGGUUAUGACCGAGUAUAAAGUCAAGGCUGUGGAGUCUGUGCAUGGAUAUUUUUCUUGUGAACAGAUAAUUGAGCUGUUGAGAUAUUUCUCAUGGGCAGAGCCUCAGCUGAAGGCAGUAAAGGCAAUGCAACAUAAAAUGGUCGCCAUACCUGCAGCAAAAGUGGUAAACAUAUUGAAUUGUUUCACAUUUAGUAAAGACAGACUGAGUGCCCUGGAGCUGCUGGCUGUAAAUAUUCUAGAUGCUUCAAAUUUUCGGCCAAUUGAAGAUCUUUUUAAAACCAACUUAACAGAGAAAAAACGUUGCAGAAGAGUAUUGGAACAGGCAACGAAGAGUGGCUGCAAAGCUCCAAAUGCUAUGAUUUCCUCCUGUGGGAUGAUCCCUGGAAACCCAUACCCUAAGGGCAGACCUAGUCGCCAUAAUGGAAUAUUCCCCGGAACUCCAGUGAGAAAAGAUGGAGAAGAAACGAAUGAAGGAAAGGGAAUUGCAGCCAGGAUUCUUGGACCAUGUAAACCAUCUCCUUCUACAUAUAAUCCGCACAAGCCAGUACCAUACCCGAUACCACCUUGCCGGCCUCACCCAUGUAUUGCUCCAAAUUACUAUGGGAAGACAAUGGCGGUAAAGAAGGAACAGUCAAACUUAAGUACCUCUGGAGAAGGUCAAAGUUUAUCUGAAGGGGGAGGGGCAACAGCCAAUAGUACGAAUUGUCGGGAUUGGGCUAAGAAAAACGAGGACUACAGUGCAUAUAUCAAUGGUACACAUAUUUCUGCUAUGAAUUCUACCACGUUGAAUACAGUUCCUCCACCCCCUUAUUCUCCUAAUACUGCUUCACAGUCCACUGGUUCUGAAGAAGCAAGAGCUACACCCACUCAAGCUUCAGCAACCCCGCAUCUUUCACCACAUGGAACCAACACAUCGGCUCCUCCAACACCAUCUGCUACACCUGGUGCAACUCCAGCUUCUCCUGCUAAAGCCCUAAACCAUCCCUCCACUCCUACAACACCUACCUUUUCGGGAAUGAGCAUGGCUGCUCCUCCGUCAGCAUUUCCAGGGCAAGCCACAUCCUCCAUGGCAUCUCCUAAACCAUCUACACCAAGUCCAACUGUGAUAAAAAGUGCACAGAUGUCCUCCGGCACUCCCACCUCGGUUAUCAGUGCACCAUCCACACCAAGUCCUGCAGUAUUUCCUUGUCUUCCACCUACUGCUGUUACAACACAGCAGCGCUCCUCCUCUCCAUAUGCUACCCUUGGGGCCAGUGAUCAUUUGCCACCUUUGUCACUUCAGGGCCUUCCAUUUUCUGCCACUACCUCUACAGCCUCUGUAAGCACCGCCAACAUGAUGCCAUCAUUAUUUGCUGGCCUCCCAUUGUCAUUAAAUCCUGCUUUCCAGGGCAUGGCUAGCCCAACACUAACUGAUAUUGCUGGAGCUGCUGGACAGAUGAAUAUAGGCAAUCCAUUGCUAUCAGUCCUAAAAGGAUUUUUAGCCAGUGACCCGGGAUUACUGAAUUCCCCUUCCAUGUCUGCUGCAGGACUUUUGCCAUUGUCAAGCCAAAAUGGUGAUUCUGUUUCCGCUUUAAAUAAAUCAUUCACUCCCCCUUGUUCUACGCCAACACCUCAAAGAACAGCUACUCCAGCUAUGUCUGCAUUUUCAGGGUCGUCUUCUCCUUUAUUAACUAAUCCCAAUACUUCAUCUGCUACCAUGCCAGGACAACCUCUUUUGCACAGCCAGUCUCCACUUAGCAGCAAUCCACAGGGACAGAAUCCACCCUCUUCCAUGUCGGAACACAGCCUUUCAUCUUCCCCUAAUGCAUCCAAUGUGACACCUUUGUCUAAAGCGGAACAAGCUAGUCCAUCACCUUCUGCAUUUAAAGGACCAUCACGUUCGGCCACUCCAUCCCACAACUCCCUAGGAUUACCAGGCAUGCUAGGUCAUGUGUUUCCACCUGGCCCUGGGAACCUGGCCAACUGCAUAAACCCAGCUUUGUCAGGGCUUUCCUCUAUUAACGGUAACCUGGGUGGCCCAACCCUGGCUUCUAUGGGAUUUGGUUCCUCCCCAGGAAUGCCACCUGUAUUUCCACCAUUCACUUCAUUAUCCAAUGGUUUACCAUUUUCAGGUAGUCCAGCUCUUACUCCUACUGUACCCAUGUUAACAUCAACAGCCACAGUUGCUUCUGCAACUCCACCCCUCACUUCUUCUGUUUUUCCUGGCCUUUCUGUGUCUGCAGCUGCUGCUUCAUCUUUUCCGCUCAACCUAUCCAAUGCUCUCCCAUCGCUCUUCUCUGUACCUCAAGCACCCCUUGUGUCAUCAAACCCAUCUUUUCCUGGUUUCCCAGUUUGUAGCACACCACCAGUCAAUCCUGCUCUCCCUUCCUUUCAUGGACUUCAGGCUCAAUCAACUUUAGCAGGAGGCCCACCAGUGCCUCAAACAAUGACUGGCCCAUCUCCAGCUUCUGUUCUACCUGGAUUUGCUUCAGCUUUCAGCUCAAACUUCAACUCUGCUCUCGUGGCACAAGCAGGGCCAUCAGCAUUUCCUCUCCUUUCUCUCGCUGGUCUUCCUGGAUUUCCCCAAAAUCCCUCUCAAUCCCUGCAAGGAUUGCAGCAGACUGCAGCAGCUCAGACAGCAUUGUUGCAGGCACAUUCGGCUUCUCUAGAAGGAUUUGCAGCACAGGCGGAUGCUUUUGGUUUCCCUACUGGACCUGGAACUCCCUUUCCUCUUCAGCCGGGUCUGCCUCAGCGAGGCUGGCAGUAACUUAAAAGCAUUCAACACAAAACAAGUUCUUCCAUUCACUAACACUGAGAAGCAUAGCAUAGGCCGUCAGUAUUUUGAAACCCCUGUUUGCUUGUAGAUUUCCAUUUCUUCCUUCAUGACAGACACAUGCCUGAACAUUGUGUGUUGGAACACUAGAUAUUUAUUAGCAAAUCCUGACCAAAAACCUCACAACCUUUUUAAUACUGAUCUUUUACAAAUGAGGAUAAAUCUAUUUUAAUAGUUUUUUUUUUUUUUUUUUUCAUUUUAUUGAAUGGGUAGUGAUUUUUAUAUAC
Rana temporaria (common frog) is the source of this 3481-nucleotide messenger RNA. It is a transcript of the gene PROSER1, whose product is annotated as proline and serine rich 1. The record is from RefSeq and is a predicted model, not a curated record. The transcript is spliced from 15 exons. Bases 396 to 3188 code for a protein of 930 amino acids. Lineage: Eukaryota; Metazoa; Chordata; Amphibia; Anura; Ranidae.